ACGAGGAUCAAUGAGAGCUCAGCUCGUAUUUGAACCGCCGCAGACAGCGACUAACCAGCGCCAGCGGGGUACAACACAGAGGCAGAGCAGAGGAGCAUGGGUUGUCACAACAGCAAAGUUUGUGGCCAGGUCUCCCGGAAAAAGAAAAAAAAUAAAGCACAAGGAGCUGAGAAGCGCAUAAAGGACAUCAAACUUCAAGCUGGAAGCGGUGCACGCUCGUCUGAGGAGAAUCUACUGGAGGCUUACGAGAGUCAGAUGAAGAUACUGCGUGCGGUUCUGACGGCUUCAGGAGACCAGGAGAGAGACCAGCUCCUCAAGGACCAUCCUGGAGACAUCUGCACUUUAGUCCACAGCAUUACGGAGAAGGUAAAGACUGAGAUAACUGCUGAUCUAAAUGAUCUUCAUGAAAAACAGAUGAGGAGCACCUCAGAGCGGCAUCAGAGCGCAACAGAAGAGCUACAGCGAUUACACGGUGAAGAGAAGAACGUUUUAAUGGAGUCCCAUGCAGCAGCUGAGAAUGCGCUGAAGGAUCGGAUUGAAGGGCUGACGUCGGAGCUGAAGCUGUUCGACGAGUUAAAGCGCAGAGCGGACGAGUCCACGCUUAAGAGAGACCUUCAGAGAAACAUCGAGACUCAUGGCAGCCCUGGUGCUUUCUGGGAGCAGGAGCAGGAGAGUCUGUUAUUCGUCAUCGAAAUGAAGCGUGAGCAUUUACAGGACCAGAGAAACAAGCUGAUGCAGAUGGAAACGCUGGUGGAGAGGAAUCUGUCUCUGGAGGAUCAGCUCCUGCAGGCUCUUCAGCAGAGCGAGGACUACAGAGUACGGAUAGACAACUACCAAAGCCUCAUACAACAGCGGUCCAGGGAGCAGAACGAGCUGCAGGAGGCGCUGGAGAAGCAGUCUCUGCAGAAGCAGAAGCUCGUCCAGGAGAAAGAGGAGCUGCUUUUUAAACUCCUGCAGCGCAGAGACUCGUGCUCCUCCUUCCACCUUCCUUCGGUCAUACCCACGCCGGUGUCUCCCAGCUGACUCGCUGUGAGCGUGCGGCGCUGAUACGGACCUACCCGCCGCGUUUCAACUAUAUUUUUAUACGAAGAGACGUUUUUUUUUUUUGGUUGCUUUUUUUAAAAUAGCCGUGGAUCUCUGCUGCACUCGUUCAUGUUAAGUCUUUUCGUUAUCGUAUAAGGUGUAGCAGCCCAUUUUUGAUAUCGGUUGUAAUUAUUUUUUAUUAUUUCUUUCCGGAAAACGGCAGGUAUUGUUAGCAUUAAAAAAAAACGGCUAUAUUUUUUUUUAAGACUUUAUUGGAGCCAGAGCACUUGAACGUGUAGCGUUAAUAUCUGCGAUCUUUGCACUUGCACUUUUAUCAGUGUUUUAUUUUGUUGGAGAGAUGAUGGAUUGUGGUCAUUACCGGUAUGCUUUCCAUCCGUCACUUUGCACGCCAUAUUUCCGUUUUAAAUACUGCUUUUUAGUGAUAGGUAAGUUGUUCGAUUAAAAAACCGCGGUGGUGGCUUCACCAGUGUGUAUAUAUUUCAAGAAGACACUAGCCGUCUUCUGUUUUAUUGUCGCUCUGGGAAACCCAAACUUUCAAAGAAUAAUCAAAACAUUCAGAACGAGUCCAGUAUGCUUAAUUUUACUGAAUACUUCAACAUUUCUCUACACUUCUAUGUGGCCUAUUCCUUUAGCAUUGCAUUAGUUGCUUACCAGUGUCCCUCCGCGGUGAUUGGGUGCCGUCAGGAGGGGUUAGCAUCUAUUAGUUAACAUCUUGUGGAAUCAAAACCCAUCGUUAAGACAUUUUAACUUAAAACGUAAAGGAAACGCCAUGCAUUAUCAGCUUUUGUUUGGACUAUCGUUCUGGCGGCACCCAUUCACUGCAGAGGAUCCAUUCGUGAGGAAGUAAUAAUCCUCCUGAUCUAUCCUACGUCUUGGGUAAACCUGAGGCCUGAGUACAUUCGGCAGACUUAUUUUUGGGUUUAAUCGUCUUCUAAUCGCAGUGAUUUUGAUCCGAAUGGUAGAUAGGUUGCCUUCGUGCCCAUAUUUUUAUUAACCUCUCCCUUUUUUUUCUAAGCUAUUGUGAAUUCUUGCAAAUGUUCGACCAUUAUGUAUGUUUACUUCUGAAUCGGUGCCUUUUUGGUUUAAGAUGUUUCCUGGAAAAAAUCAAGCAAUAAAAGCUGCCUCUGAGAGACUG
Molecule: messenger RNA, 2179 nt
Organism: Puntigrus tetrazona (Sumatra barb)
Lineage: Eukaryota; Metazoa; Chordata; Actinopteri; Cypriniformes; Cyprinidae
Gene: ccdc69
Product: coiled-coil domain containing 69
Exons: 9
Coding region: 97-1023 (308 amino acids)
Cellular component (GO): nucleus; cytoplasm
Molecular function (GO): microtubule binding
Source: RefSeq, a predicted model, not a curated record